This is a messenger RNA of Sebastes umbrosus (honeycomb rockfish), 2671 nucleotides long. Its product is annotated as gonadotropin-releasing hormone II receptor-like. Gene Ontology annotation, biological process: G protein-coupled receptor signaling pathway. Gene Ontology annotation, cellular component: membrane. The record is from RefSeq and is a predicted model, not a curated record. The coding region runs from base 1025 to 2233 and encodes 402 amino acids. The transcript has 3 exons. NCBI's taxonomy places the organism in Eukaryota, Metazoa, Chordata, Actinopteri, Perciformes, Sebastidae. Gene Ontology annotation, molecular function: peptide binding; gonadotropin-releasing hormone receptor activity.
AACAGGACGACAUGAAAUCCUUGAUGAACCAGUUAAUGUGUUAACGAGCUCUGAACAGGUGAAACAGUCGGCAGCUGACUCCUCAGUGGUCGGUGUGAAUCAGUUACCGUGGUAACCACUCAGGUUCUUUAACGAGACUCUUAUCUUUGAUCUUUAAUCAGCGCUGACGGAUAGGAAGUCUCUGUCACAAUAAGAGCUGACGGACGGUUGGCUGGUAGAUAAACAGGUGAACAGACAGGUGGUAGCAGGCGUCCAAUCAGAUUCUGCUUCAAUCAGACAGGAACAGAUAGAAGCAUGACACCUGCUGACACGAUGCUGUUAGAGGUAAGAGGUUAGCUCAGUGGUUCUCAACUACGGUCGCCAGACCAUCGGGGGAGUCACAUGAUACGUUCCAUAGGUCACAACAAUAAGAGAAGAAGAAAAAACGAUUUGACUGUUUUGACUUUUGUUUCUAUGGUGAAAUAUUGGACAAUUUUAAUUUUCAGAUGUCUGAAAACUGUUGAAAAUGUUUGGUGAUGUUUUAGUGGUGUACUUCAGAGAUAAAGACCCCCUUCACACCUGGUAUUAAAUGUGUUUUGGGUGAUUGGAUAGUUCUUGACCAUUGUGAUUGUGAUCCGAUCAGCCAAACCACCUCCCAAGGUAGACAGGGACAAGUUGUGACAACAGACUGUAUAUAAAGAUGGCAACAGCCAAAAACCAAGAUGGCGUUGGCCAAAAAACCAAGAUAGCGACGACCAAAAACCAAGAUGGCAUUGGCCAAAAAACCAAGAUAGCGACGACCAAAAACCAGUGAGAGAGCAGCAGUAAAGUAAAGUUAUUGAACUGCUUCAAAUAAAAGUAUUUCUCUGCAUUCAGAUCAACAUUCAUUCAUUCAUGCAACACAACAUGACAUCAUCCAGUAAGACUGCAUUGGCCAAUCAAAUACUGUAGAUGCAAGCAUACAUUCCUGGUGAAGGACUGUUUACCUCACAGUUGCCGUGACAACAGAUACAAUAGCCUCUGUGAGAUCAAACUGCUUUGAAACAUGUUGGACUGUCCAAACACUCACAACCUUCUUCUUCUUCUUCUUCUUCUUCUUCUUCUUCUCUGCAGGAUGUCAGGUAACUGGUCUGUCGGGAGGCUGUCAUCACUGGCUCCACCCUCCAUCUCUGUGGCCACGCCCCCUCCCAACAGCUCCCAGUUCCCCCCUCUCACAGACUGGGAGGCUCCCAGCUUCACCCGGGCCGCUCAGUUCCGUGUCGGAGCCACCUUCGUCCUCUUCCUGUUUGCCGCCUGCAGUAACGUCGCCCUAUUGGUCAGUGUGUGGCGUGGGCGUGGCCGGCGGUUGGCGUCUCACCUGCGGCCGCUGAUGUUGAGCCUGGCGUCAGCCGACCUGAUGAUGACAUUUGUGGUGAUGCCUCUGGACGCGGUGUGGAAUGUGACGGUGCAGUGGUACGCUGGAGACGCGCUCUGUAAGCUGCUCUGCUUCCUGAAGCUGUUCGCCAUGCAUGCCUCCGCCUUCAUCCUCGUCGUCAUCAGCCUUGACCGCCAGCACGCCAUCCUGCACCCACUGGACACUCUGAGCGCGCACCGCAGGAACCGACGCAUGCUGCUGCUGGCCUGGAGCCUCAGCCUGCUGCUCGCAUCACCACAGCUGUUCAUCUUCCGGGCGAUCAGGAUGGAGGCCGCAGACUUCACUCAGUGUGCGACGCACGGCAGCUUCAGCCGCCGCUGGCAGGAAACUGUCUACAACAUGUUCCACUUCACCACGUUGUACGUCGUCCCCCUGCUGGUGAUGAGCUGCUGUUACAGCCGCAUCCUGCUGCACAUCCACCUGCAGCACCUGAGAGAAAAAGCAGGUGAGUCGUACCUGCGUCGCAGCGGCACCGACAUCAUCCCGAAGGCUCGGAUGAAGACUCUGAAGAUGACAGUGGUCAUCGUCCUGUCCUUCGUGGUGUGCUGGACGCCGUACUACCUGCUGGGGAUCUGGUACUGGUUCCAGCCCGACAUGCUGCGCGUCACACCUGAGUACGUGCACCACGGCCUCUUCGUGUUCGGGAACCUGAACACCUGCUGCGACCCCGUCAUCUACGGCUUCUACACGCCGUCCUUCAGGGCCGACCUCGCCGCCUGCUGCCGCAGGACGAGGAGGGACGCUUCGCUGCGAUCUCCGGACCGACGGUCCGCCAGGCAGGGUCUUCACAGCGGGGAGCACGAGGCGGGCCCCGCCACCAACAACCAGGCGGGAGACUGACCAAUCAGAGGACAGGAGUUAAUGAUGUCACAUGAACACUGUCAGAGUGUGAAAACCUGAACUGGAUCAGCUGAAGUUGGAUCAGGACUCUGAGUCUGUCAGCUGGAUCUGGACUCUGUCUGCCCCCCUGGUGGACAAAAAUCACCUCCUGCAGCUUUAACAGGACAAUAACGUCUUUAUUAUGAUUCUGUUGGGAAGAGUUCAAUUAAUUUAGGAGUUUUUAUUGAUUGAUUUAUUAAUUUUAUUCUCAUAUUGAUCGUCAGUCAUUUAAUCAAAUGAAAGUGAAUCUGUUUCUUCAUCACGUUAAAGAGCAACUUAACUUCCUGUAAAUCUGACCUUCACUGGUUUAACUUAUCACCUGUACUCCAGUACACUGUGUAUAUAUAUAUAUAUAUAUAUAUAUAUAUAUAUAUAUAUAUAUAUAUAUAUAUAUAUAUA